This is a messenger RNA of Prosopis cineraria, 822 nucleotides long. Its product is annotated as CRIB domain-containing protein RIC4-like. NCBI's taxonomy places the organism in Eukaryota, Viridiplantae, Streptophyta, Magnoliopsida, Fabales, Fabaceae. Bases 143 to 679 code for a protein of 178 amino acids. The record is from RefSeq and is a predicted model, not a curated record. The transcript is spliced from 3 exons.
ACAGUGCCUGAUAUAAUAGGCCCCUGGUAGCCUUCCCUUGUAUAGGUAAGCUAGGAGAUUAUGAUGCUCUCUUGAUUAUAUGCUCUGACUCUCAACAACUAGGAAGCUGAUAUACCUUAAGUUUGGCUGGCUUUUAAGAAAAAUGAGAGAGAGAAUGGAAGGAUUUAUGGUUCUGCCAUUCUCUUUUGGGUGUGCUUCUCAUUCAAGUGUUGAGUUAGGCGGACCUAAGGCAGAUUCAAAAGGCUCCACUGUUACUAGAAGAGAAGCAGGAGAAGGAAGAGGAGAGAGUUCAUCAAAAUCAGCCAAAAUGAUCAUAAAGACAAACAAGUCAUCUUCUGGGCUUCUUCAUACACUGUCCAAGCCUAACAUUGUCGGUGGCAUACAGCACCUGAUCAGAGGCAUCAAGAAUUUAUCUCAAUUCUUAUUCUAUAAAGAAGAAACAAAGGAGAUGGAAGCUGAGAUGGAAAUUGGAUAUCCAACAGAUGUGAAGCACUUGACACACAUAGGUCUCGAUGGGUCUACCACUACCACCACACCUAAUGACAAGGCCUGGGACAAUCUCAAGCCCCCUCCUGAACUUCUGUCUCUCUCUUCCAUCUCUUUCAAGCACUUUGAGAUUGCCAUGGCUGCCCAAGCUCACCACCCUCUCUUGAAUGAUCCCUCCUCCAGAUUUGGUUAACACCCUACAAUUCCUUCUUGUUUUUUUUUUUUUUUGUUUGGGCUCUACUUGUAGAUUAUGAUGGUGAAAGUUGGUGUUUGAUGGCCAUGUGUCUGAACGCUGAAGAGUUUACCUACAAGUUACGCAAGAUGAUAUUCUACAUU